GCGGUCUUCUACACUUGGGUUUUCUACUCAUCAAAUCUCACUCGACUUCUGUUUCAGUUGGUCGCUCUGUGUUUUCGUCCUCUGUACAAAAACCCAAAAAGGAAAAGAAUUUAAAGAGAAAAAACAAAGACAACGCAUUUUAGACGAGACCAUCUUUUGCUGAUUGAGUUUAUAGUUUUCUUGGCUCAUUUGAGCUACCAAACGGAGGAAGCUUGUGAGUUAUCAUAUUAGAAGCCACUAUGCAGGCUUGUAGUGGGACUGCACUUAUGGGUUCCAUUCAACAGCCCAUUUGGGCAAAGGCUUUCCUUCCAAAAGGGUCAGGUUUUAGUGGAUUUCAUCAUCAGGUUAAACUCAAUUUGGUUAAACCUUGUAGAUCUUCUCAACUUGAAGGGAGCUUGAUCACUGGGAGGCCACCCUCUUCUGUGUCUGUCCCUGCGCCAGAAAUUGGAGGUAAUGAGAGCAGCUUUGUAGACUAUGGCCUCAGCGAUGCCGACCCUGAAGUACAUUCAAUUAUUGACAAAGAAAAGCAACGCCAAUUCAAAAGUUUAGAGCUUAUUGCCUCCGAGAAUUUCACAUCCAGGGCAGUGAUGGAAGCUGUUGGUUCUUGCCUCACAAACAAGUAUUCAGAAGGACUACCUGGCAAAAGGUACUAUGGUGGCAAUGAGUACAUUGAUGAGCUAGAAACUCUCUGUCAAGAAAGGGCUUUGGCAGCAUUUCACUUGGAUGGGAAGAAGUGGGGUGUAAAUGUCCAACCAUUGUCUGGUUCUCCUGCUAAUUUUGAGGUUUAUACUGCACUUCUUAAUCCACAUGACCGUAUUAUGGGUUUGGACUUACCCCAUGGGGGACACUUGUCUCAUGGUUUCAUGACUCCUAAACGACGGGUAUCAGGCACAUCCAUUUAUUUUGAAUCCAUGCCUUAUCGACUCGAUGAAUCUACAGGCCAUGUUGAUUAUGAUAUGCUUGAGAAAACAGCGACUCUCUUUCGGCCAAAACUCAUUAUUGCUGGUGCUAGUGCUUAUCCUCGAGAUUUUGAUUAUCCUCGGAUGAGGAAGAUUGCAGAUGCUGUUGGUGCUUUUCUCAUGAUGGAUAUGGCUCACAUAAGUGGACUUGUUGCUGCUUCUGUGGUUGCCGAUCCUUUUGAGUACUGCGAUGUUGUAACAACAACAACACACAAGUCUCUAAGAGGACCUAGAGGUGGUAUGAUCUUCUUCAAGAAGGAUCCAGUUCUGGGUGUUGAUUUAGAAUCUUCCAUUAACAAUGCUGUUUUCCCCGGGUUACAGGGUGGUCCUCAUAACCACACAAUUGGGGGGCUAGCAGUCUGCCUGAAAUAUGCUCAAUCCUCAGAUUUUAGGGCUUAUCAAAACGAGGUGGUUUCUAAUUGUAGAGCUCUUGCAAGCCGCUUGAUCGAAUUGGGAUACAAACUUGUUUCUGGAGGAAGUGAUAACCACUUGGUUCUUGUGGAUCUCAGGCCAUUAGGCCUUGAUGGUGCUCGGGUGGAAAAAGUUCUUGAUAUGGCCUCUAUCACUCUUAAUAAGAAUUCAGUACCUGGUGAUAAAAGCGCUCUAGUCCCUGGUGGCGUACGGAUUGGAUCACCUGCUAUGACCACCAGAGGUUUUACAGAAAAAGAAUUCAUAGCAACUGCUGAUCUUAUUCAUGAGGGCGUGCAGAUAACUCUUGAUGCAAAGCGGUCAGUUUCAGGUUCAAAGCUCCAAGACUUCAUGAAGUUCGUGGGAUCUCCAUAUUUUUCUUUGAUGGACCGAGUGUCUGAUUUGAGAAGAAGAGUUGAGGAUCUGACUACCCAAUUUCCGUUGCCUGGAUUAUGAGAGAUAUAAAUAGAUAACAAAAUAGAAUGAAAUGUGAGCUAAUUGAGUGCUAUUUGUGAUGAUUCUAUUAUCUAUACAUGUGAUAUGAUGCACAAUUUUGGAUGUUGGGAUGAACAAUGAUCGUGUGAUAUAUUGUCUCGACUUACUAGCUUUGUGCUUAACUUUGUUGAGAAUAAAUUGAAGGAAAAGCAGAGUAUUGCAGCUGAGUUUGGCUUGUGUUUGUUUUA
Molecule: messenger RNA, 2050 nt
Organism: Camellia sinensis
Lineage: Eukaryota; Viridiplantae; Streptophyta; Magnoliopsida; Ericales; Theaceae
Product: serine hydroxymethyltransferase 3, chloroplastic
Biological process (GO): tetrahydrofolate interconversion
Cellular component (GO): cytoplasm; mitochondrion
Molecular function (GO): pyridoxal phosphate binding; glycine hydroxymethyltransferase activity
Source: RefSeq, a predicted model, not a curated record